AUGGAAAUGAAAAGUUACCAGAAGAUCAAUCACUUUCCCGGGAUGAGUGAAAUCUGCCGGAAGGACUUGCUGGCCAGGAAUAUGAGCCGCAUGUUAAAGAUGUUCCCUAAAGAUUUCCACUUUUUCCCUAGGACCUGGUGUCUUCCUGCUGACUGGGGAGAUUUGCAGACCUACAGCAGGUCAAGAAAAAAUAAGACAUACAUUUGUAAGCCGGAUUCGGGCUGCCAAGGGAAAGGUAUAUUCAUCACCCGGACAGUGAAAGAAAUCAAACCAGGGGAGGAUAUGAUCUGUCAGCUCUAUAUUUCAAAGCCCUUUGUCAUUGAUGGGUUUAAGUUUGACCUACGGAUUUAUGUACUGGUGACAUCCUGUGACCCUCUCAGGAUUUUUGUGUACAAUGAAGGACUGGCCCGCUUUGCGACGACCUCUUACUCCCGCCCUUGCACAGACAACCUGGAUGAUAUCUGCAUGCACCUGACUAAUUAUUCCAUUAAUAAGCACAGUUCAAAUUUCAGUCGAGACGCUCACUCUGGCAGUAAGAGGAAGCUCUCCUCCUUCAAUGCAUACAUGGAGGACCACAGCUACAAUGUGGAGCAGAUAUGGAGGGAUAUUGAGGACGUCAUCAUCAAGACCCUCAUCUCGGCGCACCCCAUCGUCAGGCAUAACUACCACACCUGCUUCCCCAGCCACACACUCAGCAGCGCCUGCUUUGAGGUCCUGGGCUUCGACAUUUUGUUGGACCGCAGACUCAAACCCUGGCUGCUGGAGGUCAACCACUCUCCAAGCUUCUCCACCGACUCUCGGUUGGAUAAAGAGGUGAAAGAUGGUCUGCUGUAUGACACUUUGGUCCUGAUCAACCUGGAAAGUUGUGACAAGAAGAAAGUCUUGGAGGAGGAGAGACAACGGGGGCAGUUCCUGCAGCAGUGUUGUUCUCGGGAGAUGAGGAUUGAGGAAGUCAGGGGUUUCCGAGCCAUGCAGUUAAAGAAAACUGAAACAUAUGAGAAGGAAAAUUGUGGAGGGUUCCGACUGAUUUAUCCCAGUCUGAAUUCGGAGAAGUAUGAGAAGUUUUUCCAGGACAACAACUCCCUCUUCCAAAAUACUGUUGCUUCCAGGGCUCGGGAGGAGUAUGCCCGGCAGCUGAUCCAGGAGCUGAGACUAAAACGAGAGAAAAAGCCCUUCCAAAUGAAGAAGAAGGUAGAGAUGCAGGGGGAAUCGGCAAGCGAGCAAGUGAGAAAGAAGGGCGUGAGGGGCUGGCAACAAAAACAGCAGCAGAAAGACAAGGCUGCCACCCAAGCCUCCAAACAGUACAUCCAGCCAUUGACAUUAGUGUCCUACACACCUGACUUGCUCUUGAGCGUCCAAGAUGAAAGGAAAAAUGAAACAGACAGCAGCUUCCACGAGGAAGCCCCCAUGAAGGAGGCCGGCCCUGUUUCCCCCAAGCCGACAUCUGCGAGGCCCUCCAGUUCUGUACCAGACCUGAGGAAUAUCAGUCUCAGCAGCUCCGAGUUGGAGCCCAGUAAACCAAACUUCAGCAUAAAGGAGGCCAAGUCUGCCUCUGCAGUGAACGUUUUCGCUGGCACUGUGUGCUUAACCUCAGUAGAAACCGCCCCAGAAUCCACCACCCAAGUCUCAAUCUCCCCAAAGUCUCCACCAACCCUGGCCAUGACCACCAGCUCUGAGUACAGUGGCCCAGAGAUGGAUAGGGUGGUAUCCUUUAAAUGCAAGAAGCAGCAGACCCCUCCACAGUUAAUCCAGAAGGAAAUGUUAAAACCUUUUCUGCCUACAAAAUCCAAGAGCUUCUGGGGGAGUCCGAACACAAACUGGAGUUUGCUGAAGAAUGACAUGAAGAAGCCACAUUUGCUAUCCGAGCUACUGACCAAGCUUCAACGGAGGGGAAAGCUCUCCUUCUUCCCAGCUCACUACAACCCCAAGCUGGGAAUGAAUAGCCUGUCACAAAACCCCUCCCUGCCUGAGGAGUGCCACUCCUGCAGUGACAGCUCUGGCGAGAAGAGGCAGCUGGAUGUGCCCUCCCUCCUCUUGCAGGGUCCUCAGAGCUAUAAUGUUACUCUGAGGGACCUGCUGGUGAUUGCCACUCCAGCCCGACUGGAUCCAAGGCCUUGCAAAAGCCACACAAAUGCUCUGAGGGACCCGUGUAUGCAGGAUCAAGAAGCAUACAGCCAUUGCCUGAUCUCUGGCCAAAAAGGAUGUUAG
This is a messenger RNA of Rhinopithecus roxellana (golden snub-nosed monkey), 2208 nucleotides long. RefSeq names its product tubulin tyrosine ligase like 6 (gene TTLL6). The transcript is spliced from 12 exons. Lineage: Eukaryota; Metazoa; Chordata; Mammalia; Primates; Cercopithecidae. Gene Ontology annotation, biological process: protein polyglutamylation; microtubule cytoskeleton organization. The coding region runs from base 1 to 2208 and encodes 735 amino acids. Gene Ontology annotation, cellular component: cilium. Gene Ontology annotation, molecular function: tubulin-glutamic acid ligase activity; tubulin binding. The record is from RefSeq and is a predicted model, not a curated record.